Molecule: messenger RNA, 3018 nt
Organism: Priapulus caudatus
Lineage: Eukaryota; Metazoa; Priapulida; Priapulimorpha; Priapulimorphida; Priapulidae
Product: transmembrane and TPR repeat-containing protein 4-like
Exons: 16
Coding region: 100-2658 (852 amino acids)
Biological process (GO): endoplasmic reticulum unfolded protein response; protein O-linked glycosylation via mannose
Cellular component (GO): endoplasmic reticulum
Molecular function (GO): mannosyltransferase activity; protein binding
Source: RefSeq, a predicted model, not a curated record
AUGGCGCCACUGAUUAGAAAAAUGGUAGCUACGUUAAGUAAUGAAGAGUGAUACUGGUCAGUAGGACAUGAUAUGUAGCACCUGUGGCCAGCGUUAACCAUGCUUCACCAACGGAAGCGUCGUGAUAACUCCAGCAUAAACCAUUGGCUCGACAAGUUGAACGUGAACGGCUUGGCCGUUCCCAUCGCAGACUGGGAUGAGGUCAUUCCGGCCCCAAAGCUUAACAUUCAUGUCGCCUCCAUACUCGUCUUCCUCAUAGCUGUUGCUUGCUUCUCAAAUAGCUGUUCUGGUGAUUUUGUGUUUGAUGAUCAAGAAGCAGUCAUCAAUAACCAAGAUGUCAGGCCUGAUGCCCCUCUUCAUAAAAUAUUCGAAGAUGAUUUCUGGGGAAGUAAGCUAAAGUCAAAGACAAGCCACAAGUCUUAUAGACCAAUAACUGUUCUGACGUUUCGGCUCAAUUACUACAUGAGUGGUGCCUUAGUACCAUGGGUUUUCCACUGCACAAACAUCGUCCUGCACGGUGUCGUGUGUGCGCUGCUGCUGCGCAUCACCAGCGCGUUGCUGGGUGGCGUGAGGUUUGACGCGGCGGGCGAGAGAGAGUUUGCCGCGCCGCGAUCCUCGCUCCUCGCCACGCUGCUGUUCGCACUGCAUCCCAUCCACACGGAGAGUGUUGCAGCGGUCGUGGGGCGAGCUGAGCUUCUGUGUGCCUUGUUCUUCCUUCUCUCGUUCCUGUGUUAUAUUCGUAGCUGUUAUUCAGAUAUAGAGUAUGCUGUGAUAUCAACUGUACGUCCACCAACCUAUUCAGUUUUCUGGCUAUUGUUGUCUGUUACAUUCAGUUUUCUAUCCAUGCUGUCAAAGGAGCAGGGCAUAACUGUUAUUGGAGUUUGUGCUGCCUACGACGUGAUCGUCGUGUGCAGGGUUGACUUCCUCAGUUCUAUCAGGCCAAGCAGACCUUCCUCUGAGCCUGCUUUAGAUGUGAGCGGUAGCCGAGGCAGCACGCCUACAAGCACUCCCAGAGGAACGCCAAAAAACAGUCCCAUGCACGUCAGAAAGGAGCCGACGGAGUGGCGCCACUGUCUGCUGCACCGGCUGGCCGUGCUGACGCUGUGCGCGGUGGCCAUGCUCGUGCUGAGGUGGCAGAUCAUGGGAUCCGCACCGCCAAACUUCCAGUGCUGGGACAAUCCGGCCGCCUUCUCACCUAGUCUUCUCACGCGGUUUAUCAAUUACAACUACCUGUACACACUGAAUGCUUGGUUGUUGCUAAACCCAACCUGGCUGUGCUUUGACUGGUCCAUGGGCUGUGUGCCACUCAUCGAGUCAGUAUGGGACCCUAGGAUCCUGGCGGUCCUCGUCUUCUGGGCAGUGCUUGGCUAUCUAGUGUGGAUAUGUGUGUGUGAACCGCCUUCAGAAGACACAAGGCUGCUCAUGAUGAUGCUGGCGUUCCUCGUCGUGCCGUUCUUGCCCGCCUCCAACCUCUUCUUCACGGUGGGCUUCGUCAUAGCCGAGCGUGUGCUCUACCUUCCCAGCAUCGGCUACGCGAUGCUCUUCGUCUUCACGCUCAAGGCCGCGCUGCACCACGACGACGACUGCGAGCGCUCGGCCGCGCGACGCCACGUGACCACGAGCACGUACAACAACAACGUGCCGCCGUCCGCCACCGCGGGCGAGGACGACGGGUGCAAGGCGGCGAACGGCAGAGGAGGGGGAGGGAGAGAGGGAGGGGAGGAGCGCGGCGUGGGAGAUUUUAGCGACUUCACGGCGUCACUCGUGCAGGUGUGCACGCUGUUCCUGCUCGUCGUCUUCUUCAUCAGGAGCGUGCAGAGGAGCGCGGAGUGGAGGAAUGAAGAGUUGCUGUUUAAGGCCGGCGAGCGUGUGUGCCCGCUCAACGCCAAGGUGCACUACAACAUCGCCAAGAACACGGCCGACGCCGGCAACAUCGCCGCGGCGAUCGCCAGCUACCGAGAGGCCUUGAGAUUGAACCCGAGGUACGACCAAGCGAUGAACAACCUAGCCAAUAUUUUGAAAGACAUGGGGAGAGAGAUGGAGGCUGAGCAGCUGUUGCUGAGAGCUGUGGAGAUCAGGGCUGAGUUUUCUGCAGCAUGGAUGAACCUGGGGAUCGUGCAGGCAGGAUUGGGUAAGAGUGAAGAGGCACUUCAGAGCUACUUCACUGCCAUCAAGCACAGGAGGAAGUAUCCAGACUGCUAUUACAAUCUGGGAAAUUUGUAUUUAGAGAUGAAGGAACAUGACAAAGCUUUGAAGGCAUGGAGGAGUGCAACCAUUUUGAAGCCAGCACAUAUCAAUGCGUGGAAUAACAUGAUUAUCCUAAUGGAUAAUCUUGGAAAGUUGAAAAAAGCCGAAAUGAUUGGAAAGGAGGCUCUGAAGGUGUUGCCAUCAGCUCCAUCUGUCCACUUUCACCUCGGCAAUAUCCUGGGCAAACUCCCCAGAUAUGUAGAGGCCGAACAACAUUUCAAAAAAGCCAUAGAAGUGGAACCUCAGAAUGCGAAUUACUGGGGAAAUCUAGCUGUUUUGUACCACCGUUGGGAGAAAGAUGAGAAAGCUCUCGAGGCCUAUCAGAAAUCGCUGCAGCUGAAGCCAGAUCUGGAGCAGACGCGUGAGAACCUCGUAAAGUUACAGCGCAAAAUUGCGAAGAGGAAACUAUAGCAUUCACACGAGUUCUAUCAGCAACUGCGUGGUAAAGAUGAAAGCGUAGCAUCUCCGCAGCAGAGUUCUGCUGCGCGCGUCAGCAACUGUAUGGUGAAUGUUGUUAUAGAUUGGUAGCGUUAGGUAGCAAAUAUAUUUUUCAGGCUGGUUGGGUGUGUUCGAUGUGUCAGGUAGAUAGAUUAAGACCGCGUUGUAAUGGAUAGAUGGAGGAGUCCUGUUGUGUCAGUACUGAGCCUGGUGUUGUCAAAUUCGCUAUUUGUCAUUUAGCAUUUGUUAUGGCUAAUACAUUUUUUCACUUUCUUCAUCCUAUCCUUCUCUCUCCUCUCUCUCUCUCUGUUUUCUCUCUCUCUCUCUCUCUCU